UCCCGAUUGAAAUUGAAUGUAGCGGUUGACGAGUGUUGGCGGUCGUUUGGUUGCUUAAGUCGGCCCGGUGCGGCGCGUCAGCGUUGCAUACUGAAAUCCUAGGGUGCGGGUCAGUGACCAUGGCGGACGCCACUGAGGGCGUGUGGGCGCCGUUUGUGAAGCUGAACCAGCUCGUGACCGACGUGGUGGUCAACAAAGAUGUCAGCCAGUUGCCCGAGCUGGAGGCGGCGCUCCGUCGGCACAAGACAAACUUCAUCUCACUGCUGAAAAACCCAGCGCCCAGCGCCGCGGACCGGGCGCGACUGAAGAAGGCGCCCAAGGAGGGGCUCGACGGCGCCGGCGGCGAGCUGCUGCCGCAGCUGGUGGUGGACGAGGCGCUGAUCGUGUCGGACCUCUUCAAGCUGAACGAGCUGACAGCGCUCCACCUCCUGCAGACGGGCGAGGCGCAGCGGCCCCACUACCCAGGCCUGACCCGCGGCCUGGUGGCCAUCCUGCUCUACUACGACGGCCGCCGCGCCCUCGUCACCGCCCUCAAAACACUGGUCCAGGCGAGGCAGGGCAUCUGCUGGACGUCAGAUCUGCCGGAGAACAUAUCGGCCCACGUGACCAUGUACACCGACAAGAUUCUCGGCGAUAACAUGCUGGAUAAGAUACUGGAGCUGCUGCCCACACUCGACUGGGAGUGCGAGGUGAAGAAACUGGAAGAGUGCCGCGCGCUGGGCAGUGCCCGCUUCCUGCGCCAGCUGUCUGACAUGCACGCCGAGACGCGCCAGGCGCUGGCCGACACGGUGCUGUGCUGGACGGCCCAGGCGCCGCUAGCAUGGCCGCUGACCUGCCGCCUGCUGGAGUACAUCCGCGGGGUCAAGGUCGGUCGGCUGGAGGUCAAGCCUUAG
Pollicipes pollicipes is the source of this 893-nucleotide messenger RNA. RefSeq names its product nuclear pore complex protein Nup205-like. The transcript is spliced from 6 exons. The record is from RefSeq and is a predicted model, not a curated record. Gene Ontology annotation, cellular component: nuclear pore inner ring; nuclear pore. Bases 120 to 893 code for a protein of 257 amino acids. Gene Ontology annotation, biological process: nuclear pore organization. NCBI's taxonomy places the organism in Eukaryota, Metazoa, Arthropoda, Thecostraca, Pollicipedomorpha, Pollicipedidae. Gene Ontology annotation, molecular function: structural constituent of nuclear pore.